Molecule: messenger RNA, 1662 nt
Organism: Rotaria socialis
Lineage: Eukaryota; Metazoa; Rotifera; Eurotatoria; Philodinida; Philodinidae
Source: the annotation of a GenBank genome assembly
AUGUCGACAGCAAAUGCAUUGAAUCACACAAAAGAUAAUAAUAAUUUUCGUGUCAAACGAAGAAUUAAUGAAACAAAUCAAAAAUUAUUAAUUAACACUUAUAAAACCAAUGAUAAUCAAGGACAAACAUCAACAGGACUAAAUGCUCAAUUUUUUCAUUCACAACUAUUAAUGGAUAUUCUUCUACGCAUGAAAACAAAUAUCGAUGAUAAAAAUGAACUAAUAGAUUUAUGUAGAACAAAAUUAAACAAUGAUAAAGAUGAAUUAAGUAUUCUUUAUGAAUUUUCAGAAACAUAUUCAUCCGAUAAAGCUCUAUGGUGGUAUACAAGAGAAACAUUUAUUUAUCAAUUUUUAAAUCAAGCCUUACGCAUAUGGGAUAUUAAUUUACUGGUUUUAUUUCGAUUUUUGAUAUAUGAUAUACAAAAACAACUUGAACUCAAUCAUUGUCAAGAUUCUAUAUGUGUUUAUCAUGCACAAUUAAUAUCAAAUAGUGAAUUCAAUAUUUUGAAAAAUUCUAUUGGAGAAUUCAUUUCAACAAAUUCAUUUCUGUCGACAAGCAUUGAUAUUGAUGAAGCAUUAUCGUUUAUUGAUGAUUCUAUUCUUAGAGAUAAUCUGCAGCCAGUUUUAAUUGUCAUCAAUGCUGAUCCUACUAUAAAAGGUGUUAAACCAUUUGCUAAUAUUGCUCAACAUAGUUAUUUUACUGAUGAACAAGAAGUACUGUUUAUGUUAGGAUCAGUAUUUCAAAUAAAUAAUGUUUGCUAUAGUGAAGAAUAUCAUAUUUGGAUAAUAAAUAUGACACUGUGUAGUGAUCAUAAUCAUAAAUUAAAGCCCGUAUUUGAUUAUAUGAAAAAUGAAUAUGGAAAUGGAGAAACUGGUCUUCUUUCACUUGGUCGUGUGCUAAGACAAAUGGGAAAAUUUAAUGAAGCAGAAAAUUAUUAUCUAAAAUUUCUUAAUAAAAAACAGUCGGAUUACAAGAGCCAAGCACAAUGUUAUCAUUUACUUGGAAAUAUUGCUUUUGAUAAAGGCGAUUAUGAUUUAAGUCUUGAAUAUCAUCUGAAUUCGUUGGAUAUUAAAAUGAAAAAUUUCCAAGUAAAUGAUCCUAGUCUUGCCUAUAGUCAUAAUAGUAUUGGCAUUGUUCAUUGGAAAAAGGGCAAUAAAGACAAAGCUAUUGAAUCUUAUAAUAAAGCAUUGAAAAUUUGGGUUCAACUCUAUGGUGAAGAAGAUUUAAAAGUUGCAAUGUGUUUUAAUAAUAUGGGUAUUGUAUAUGACGAUGAAAAAAAGUAUGCUGACGCAUUACGAUGCUAUGAAAAGACAUUGAUGAUUCGUUUAAAACAUCUUCCGAUUGGUCAUUGUGAUAUAGGUGACACAUACAAUAAUAUGGGUGCUGUUCAUCGUUGUCUUGGUAACUAUGAUAGAGCAUUGUACUAUUUUAAUCGUUCUUUAGAAAUCUAUGAAAAAUCACUAUUCUCUCAACAUCCGUCGAUAGCAUCAACUUAUAAAAAUAUUGGUAUUGCACAUGAAAUAAAAAAGAAUCUUGUAGUAGCAUUAAAAUUUUAUAAUAAAGCGGCAGAUAUUUUUCAUGAAACAUUAUCAAUGAAACAUCCCGAUGUCAUUGAAAUUAAUCGACUAAUACGAAAUGUUUCGUAUCGAAUCAAUGCAUGA